This is a messenger RNA of Etheostoma cragini (Arkansas darter), 3140 nucleotides long. RefSeq names its product HERV-H LTR-associating 2b, tandem duplicate 1 (gene hhla2b.1). The record is from RefSeq and is a predicted model, not a curated record. The coding region runs from base 417 to 1706 and encodes 429 amino acids. The transcript has 8 exons. NCBI's taxonomy places the organism in Eukaryota, Metazoa, Chordata, Actinopteri, Perciformes, Percidae. Gene Ontology annotation, cellular component: external side of plasma membrane. Gene Ontology annotation, biological process: T cell costimulation; cellular response to lipopolysaccharide; positive regulation of T cell proliferation.
UGUGUGUGUGUGCAGCCUAUUCUCUAAAUAACCUGUUGAUCCAGUCAAGCUGAGACUCUCUCAGCCUCAGGAGGGGACACGCUCCGCCAAUUUUCUUCCUCAUUUUCUCCUGGAUUUCAUCUUAACUUGGUCGCUCCAGCUGAUUCACUGUGAGUGUUUCAUCAGAUUUCACACGCAUUUCCCGGGUCAUCACGAACAGAUGGCACUGAUUUCAGUCCUGUAGCGCCUGUGUGUGACACAUCAGGUCGAUUAAAAGAGUUAUCAAGACAAGUUUUACAGUGGAUGUCCAGGAGACUCUAGGGAUCCGAGGAAAAAUCUGCCGCAAGGCAAAGAGGAGAUCUCCACAGUGGAAGAAGCAUGGACUGAAUGCCUGCCUGUGUUUCUGUGAGCCGUGUGCAUGAAGCUGAAAGGAAAUCAUGUCAGCGAUACACACCUGGGCCUGUUUCCUCCUCUGGAUCGGCUUUGCAACGCAGGACAAAACCCCAGAUGUCACUGUGACGUGCUUCGUCUCGCAGGAGUGCGUGCUGCCCUGCAGCUUCCAGCCGGGCGGCGAGGAGAUCGUCGAGUGGUUCAGACAGGACGUGGUGGUGUACAAGUUUGAGCGGGAACCUGAUGAUGAUGAUGAUGAAGAUGAUGAAAACAGCAGCAAAGAGCACUUCGAGCACGAGCAGAUAGCCGGCCGCGCAUCCUUUUCCCCGCAUUUCGUGUCCCGCGGGAACGCCACGCUGAUCCUCAGGGGGAGUGGUCUGAAGGACAGAGGCACGUACAGGUGUCGAGUGCGCACGUCGAAUGGCGAACACAACGCAAAGGUCAUCGUGAAGGUGGAAGCACCCAUCCAGGGCCUGUCUGUGGAGCUGACCAGGCUGAGCGGCUACGAGGAGAUGAAGUGCACCGUCCGUGAUGUUUUCCCGGCCCCUCGGGUAACCUGGGCGACCGAGCCGUCCACUUUCGAGGAACUUCGACCGGUCACGCGCAUGAUUGCCAACAAACAGGGGCUGUACACGGUCGACAGCCGCCUCAAGAGGCUGAACGGACGACCCAACCUCAUCUACAUCUGUAAAGUCACACCUUCCUACGGGGGUCCGGCCUGGACGGCCUCACUCAGGGAAAGAGAACUAAAAGGAGCUCAAGGAAGAGACCUGACCAUCCCCUGCCACGCCCCCCCUUACCUGAACAACCCCUUCCUCCACUGGAGCUUCACCAACGGCGGGGACCCCUCCCACAUCCUCACCUACGACAGCCGGUCGGGGAAAAGCGUCUCCACGUCGCCCUGGGACAACCACGUGGAGCUGGACGGCUUCCGGGUCCCCUUCGGAGACGGCUCCCUGCGUCUGAUGGACCCGCACUCGGAGCACACGGGCAGCUACACAUGCGUGUUCUCCGUGCCGCGCAACACGCACACCGAACGCACGGAUGUCAUCAUCGACGGCCCUGUUGGUGAGCAACGUACCGCAGAGGCGCCAUCUUAUUGGUGGAUUGUUGGUCUGGUGAUUGCAGUGCUGGUUCUGGUUCUGGUUCUGGCUCUGGCCGGCCUGCUGGUCUACCUGAAGAUGAAAGGGAGGACCUCGAAGAACAGAAGAGACCCGGAGCACGUGACAGAGCUGCGUUUAGUCAAAGACUCGACCGCCGACAGGAACCUGAAUGAGAGCAGCCCGCUGACGGUUGGAGGCACCAACGGACAAUCAGACCCCCAGACUGGAUCUUAGUUAACCUGAGGACAGACAGAAACAGCACGGCAUCACCGCAAACUAACAAAAUACUAACACAACAAACACGCACACAGCUGCACACUGACGAGGAACUAGCUGCUUCUUACGGACAGAAGGUUUCUUCGAGAGCUUUUAAAAAUAUAGUUUAAAUGACUUUUUUGGGCUCCUUUGGAAACCCUGACAAACGGAGGUUUAAGUGCAAAACAUGCACUUCAAAAACAAAAUGCUUUCAGUGUCUUCAUGAAGGGUUUGUGCAACCUGCUGUUACUUUGGGAACUGUUUUAGGGUUUUCUCAUAAUGAACCCUGAAGACGCAUCCUGUCGAGUUAUCACCAUCUCUUCGCAGGAAACUAAACAAAACGCCCACAUUUGGCCUCAUGUGAGAUUGCCAACAACGGUCGUUCAGACUUGGCCUCGGGUGAGUCUCCUGCCGUUACACACACGGGAGCACAGCCGUUUGAAGAGUUGUCGUCAUCUUGACAACAACCCCACAGCCGUUAAAUAGCUCGGUUUUCCUACAGUUCAGUCUGAACUGAAGCAGUCUCUCGGAUGAGAGACAAAACACCUUCAAACAAGUCUAAUUGCCUUUAAUUUUAACCUACGGAUUGUAAAACAUUUGCACCGUAGAAACGACCAAGGAACCCUUUUAGGAACCCUAACCUGCACUAGAUCAGAGGAACAAAAUGGUCUGGAUUUAGUUCCUGGUUUCAAAGCCGUCGCUGCUCAGUGGGCAAGACUUUCCAAUGGCCCAGGAACUACUGGGGCAGAGUUUGAAAUGUGCAACGUCGCUCAGAGGGGCUGCUGCUUGGGUACAGAUUGAAGGCCUGGUCACAUAUUUAUAAAUGUUAAUUAAUUCACGCAGACUUUGCAAAACACUUGCAAGUACACGCUAGCAGUGUACGUUCUAGUAAGACUAGUCACAGCUCCUGGAGAGUCUCUCCUGAUCCCUCUACCCUUGUUAGGUUGGCAGUCCAGAUCCAGGAGCAGACACGGAGGAAAGGUUGGAAACAGGAAUAGAGGUUUAUUGAACACAAAGGUAAUGAUGGUGUUUUGAAAUCCUCUGGGGCUGAGAACGGCAGACAGGCGGGAGGCAUGCAGGUCCCAAAAACAACAACAUGGCUCACGCAGGCAGACUGGGCUCAAAGGACCGAAGCGGGUAUCUGAAGCAGGAGCAAAAGACACAAAGUCAACAAAGCUUAAAGAAGGAGAUACUAGCGGCAGACUAUCUAACAAAAACCACUUAGGCUGGCCGUAGCGAGUGUUACCACUUCGGGUGACUGGCCGAUUUGGCAGAGACCGGUCGGAAAGCCGGGGUUUUAAGACAGGAGCGGUGAUUGGUCGAUCUGGGUCAGGUGUGUAGGAAGCCACAGGUGUCCUGACGAGGAGGGAGGGAGAACCAGGAGCGCCACAGCCAAUCAGCACAGGACAGUCA